Penicillium brevicompactum is the source of this 1320-nucleotide messenger RNA. RefSeq names its product putative palmitoyltransferase with autoacylation activity Pfa4 (gene pfa4). The record is from RefSeq and is a predicted model, not a curated record. Gene Ontology annotation, cellular component: endoplasmic reticulum; Golgi apparatus; endoplasmic reticulum membrane. Lineage: Eukaryota; Fungi; Ascomycota; Eurotiomycetes; Eurotiales; Aspergillaceae. Gene Ontology annotation, biological process: peptidyl-L-cysteine S-palmitoylation; protein targeting to membrane. The transcript has 5 exons. Gene Ontology annotation, molecular function: protein-cysteine S-palmitoyltransferase activity. Bases 1 to 1320 code for a protein of 439 amino acids.
AUGUUCGGCGAGGAUUUUUCAAUAACUCAGCUGGCGAUUCCGGCUGUCAGUGUACUCAUUGCCUUUCUGGCUUAUACCUCACAGUACUUCUUUCUGCACUUUGAAUCUGUGCCUCUGACAACAGAUGAGACAUGGAAGAUCAACAUAUUUGCUGUGUGCAUAUGGAUAUGUUAUUACCGCACUUGCUUUGUAGAUCCAGGCCGACUACCGAAAACGGAGCGGCGGCCAAAGCCCGAGGAUCAAGAAAGUGACGAAGUCACUGGCCGCCAACGAUGGUGUCGUAAAUGCGAAGCUUACAAACCGCCACGAGCUCAUCACUGCAAGACUUGCAAGAGGUGCAUUCCAAAAAUGGACCAUCAUUGCCCCUGGACCUCGAAUUGCGUUUCUCAUUUUACACUUCCCCACUUCAUGCGCUUUCUGUUCUACGCAACUGUUGGAAUGUCAUAUCUUGAAACACUUCUUUGGCAGCGGGCUUCGUUUGUAUGGAAGAAUAGCCAUUUGCCAAGCUACAUGGGACCUACAAUUGGACAGCUUAUCCACCUCUUCAUUCUUUUAGUGGUCAACGGUUUUACCACUUUUGCCCUGGGUAUUCUCCUACUUCGAAGUUUCUGGACGAUUGGAGCAAACACAACGACCAUCGAAACAUGGGAAAUCGAAAGACAUGCGACUCUCGUCCGACGCGCUCGUGUCCUGGGUGGAUACCUUGAGGGCCCUGGUGGAAUCCGGGUGUACAUCAAAAAGCAAGAAUAUCCGUACGACAUCGGUAUAUGGGCGAACAUCAAGCAAGCCAUGGGCGGGAGCGCAAAUGUGAUCAGCUGGUUCUGGCCGCUUGCUGCGAGUCCUGAUCGUCGCACCGGUUGGGAAUUUGAGACGAAUGAUUUUGAAGACCCCGGUGUCUCAUGGCCACCUCCUGACCCGGACCGAAUCCCGAUACCUGCAAGCGCAAAGCCGCCAAGGAACUUCCGCAUGCCUCAGUAUGAGACCAUUCAAGAUGAGAUCGAUGCCUUCAAUCGUCGCAAAGAGGAAGACAUGAAGCGAUUCCAGCAAACUUCUGGGUUACAACGUCGCAAACCUUUCCACAAUCGUCACCCAGCAAACAAUUAUGCGGAGAGUGAAGGCGACGAUUCCGAUACCGGCUCUCGAAAUGGCUCAGACGAAGGCGAGGAGUCGUGGCGAAAUGCAGAGGGGGAAAGAUUACGUGACUUUGGGGUUGAUGAAGAGGCGGAGUUCUACGACGAGGAAGACAUCCCUCUUGCCGUUCUCAUUGAACGACGAAGGCAGCAGGAAUCUCGGGAAAGAGCUCUGCAUCACAACUCCUAA